CACAAACACUCAGCCACGCUGAAACUUCAGUAAGGCUGCUGCUCAAACUCUGGUUUCACGAACUUAAUUUUGUUUCGACAUCAUGCUGGAUUACACCCAUUAACAUUUAUUGCUGGCCCGAAGAAAGUUAUUUUCCGACGGCGCAGGUACAAUGUCCGCACUGUGCACCAGAUCGACCGAUUAAAGGGGUGAGAUCAGUUCUCUACAGGGCUACAGUGUUUGUACUGUGACCUGUGUGUUUGGACACAGACAGUGAAGAGGACACAGGCACAUUACAAGCAUGGAUAUCGGCAAUGAUGUAGAUCUGUCCAAUAAUAACAUCACUCCUUUGUGGAAACGCCGCACAGACAAUUGCAAAAAAACCCAGGACUCAAGCAAAUCCAAACCUCGACCCCUCAGCUACCACAUGAAUGGGGUCCUGACAACGGACUUCCCUGUGGAGGACAAGUGUUCCUUCACCUUGAGCCAACCUGCUGAGAGACUGGUGGUCACAACCCAGUGUUCUGGUAGGAACACUGCGGUUUUGAAGCACACUCUACACAAACCCUCCAGGAAAUCCAGAGUUGUUCGAAGUAUCAGUAUCGGGAACAUCUCCAACGGACGAUUCUCACUUUCCAAAUUUAGGUCUGAGGAUAACAGAUCUGCUUCACUGGACAAUAGGGUGUGUAAUGGAGACUGUGACAGGGGGAAAACUAGUAAUGGAGGGUCAGCAUGGCCCGGAAAACAUCUCCUGGACUCCCAGAAACACAUGCCAAGUCAGUGCCGUCUGAGCUCACAGAAAGACCACGUAGCAUUUGGGACAAGUUCACCUUCACCCGAAUCUGUCCCUCCCAACCGUUCCUCCCCUGUCCUGUCUCAACACACUCCUAACAACAACAAUUACAACCACCAUGAACUGUCUUCCCUCUCGUCCGCAUCCAGCCCCUCUCCUCCAGCCUGCCGUACCCCAACCCCCUCCCACAGCUCCACCUCCAGCAUCCCCUCCCUUUCUUCCCUCACCUCAUCAGACCCCCCGACCCCACGCUCCCCAUCACCAGCAGACAGAGGACAGGCAUUCCUCAGACAGUCCUCAUCCUCGCCUGCCUCCUCGCAGGACACCAGGCAUGCUUCUUCCUCUUCUUCCAUUUCUUCCACCUCCCCCUCUCUUUCCCCAUCUAUCUCUCCUUCCAUUGUCCUCAGUACCCACAGCCCAGCUGCCCUGAAGAUGGGCACCCAGCAGCUCAUUCCCAAGGGUUUAGCAUCCGAUAUUCGGCAGAGCAAGGCACCUCCAUCUGGGCAGCAAAGCCAAGGUUUGGCAGGGCUGCUGGGGUUUGAUCAUUCCAAGCGAGCUUUGAAAACCCUCAGCAUGGUGGAGACAGGAGCCUACUUUUCCACAGGAGGAGACUGCAGUGAAGGGACAGAGGGGGAAAGUGAAAUCACAGGGACUCUUAGGAGAGGCUUGAGAACUACAUCCUAUAGGAGGGCGGUUGUAAGUGGAGUAGACUUAGAGGUCCCAUGGGUUGAUCCAAAGGUUCAUGGGUUGUCCCAGCCUGUUAUUAAGGGGCUAGAUGGGGAUAAUCCAGCUUCACCAGUCAGUCCAGCAAGCCCUGGCACUGUAAGCCUCACUAGCCUUGGAACAGCCAAGCCUUCCAGCCCUGGGACACCCAAACCUGCCAGUCCUGGGACACCCAAACUUGUCAGUCCGGGGACACCCAAACCUGCCAGUCCUGGGACACCCAAACCUGCCAGUCCUGGGACGCCCAAACCUGCCAGUCCUGGGACACCCAAACUUGUCAGUCCGGGGACACCCAAACCAGGCAACGUCAGGAUUUCAAAGCCUUGCAGCCCUGGGGCAGAAAAGCCUGCCAGCAAUGGCAAAAUCAAGAAUCCAGAUAAGAAGAAAGUUUUGAUCACUCAGCGGACAUUUGACAGCGAAGAGGAGGAACUUUAUCAGAACUACCAGGAGAAGGCCUUGCAUAAUGAUUCAGAUGAGGAUGCUGAUUCCAGAGAACCCAGUGUCGAUAGUGGCAUCGUGGUGCAGUACAGACCCAUACGCACCUCCUGGAGCCAGCUUAGUGUGGUAAAGAAAAGUGGAUUGUCUGACCGGAUGAGUCAGGAGGAACGCAAAAGACAAGAGGCCAUUUUUGAGGUGAUCUCGUCAGAGCACUCUUAUCUCCACAGUCUGGAGAUUCUGAUCCGCAUGUUCAAGAAUUCUGCAGAGCUCAGCGAGGCCAUGACCAAGACUGAACACCACCACCUCUUCUCCAACAUUGCUGACGUCUGUGAGGCUAGUAAAAAGUUCUUUAAGGAAUUGGAGGAAAGACACCAACAGAACAUAGUGAUCGACGACAUCAGCGACAUUGUCUGCAGGCAUGCUCAGUCAAACUUUGACCCUUACGUCACAUACUGCUCCAAUGAGGUCUACCAGCAGAGAACCCUGCAGAGGCUGGUGUCCAAGAAUCCAGCUUUUAAGGAGGUGCUCACCAGGAUAGAGGGCCACCCAGACUGCAGGAACCUCCCCAUGAUCUCCUUCCUCAUCCUGCCCAUGCAGAGGAUCACUCGUCUGCCCCUGCUCAUGGAUACAAUUUGUCAGAAGACACCUAAAGACUCAGCACAAUAUGAAGAGUGCAAGACGGCUUUACAAGCAGUCAGCAAGGUGGUAAGAAAGUGUAAUGAAGGAGCUCGCACAAUGGAGAGAACAGAAAUGAUGUAUACCAUCAAUUCUCAGCUGGAGUUCAAGAUUAAGCCUUUCCCCUUGGUCUCAUCCUCCAGGUGGAUGGUAAAGAGAGGAGAGCUGAAAGCCUUUGCGGAGGACAACAGCCUCUUCCUCAAGCGAACAUCACGGCAACAGGUCUAUUUCUUCCUUUUCAACGACGUCCUCAUUGUCACCAAGAAGAAGAGUGAGGAGAGUUACACUGUUAUAGACUACGCUCUGAGGAACCAGAUCUGGGUGGGUUCCUGCCAGGCUGAGGAUCUCAACCUGUCACCGGUCAAAAGCACCACCAGCAUGCUUAGCUCCCGACAAGCCGGCGCCAACCACCUUUUCCGUCUGCGUUUCCGUAGCAACCACUCCGGAGAAAAGGUGCCCAUGAUCCUGGGGACGGAGCUGCUAAAUGAGCGUGCUCGAUGGAUCAGUGCUCUGGGCCAGAAUGUCAACAACAAGAAGAGUGAAGACAGAAUCAAUGCUAUGCAGAUGGAGGUGAUCAGAACUUACACAGCCAAGCAGCCAGAUGAGUUGUCCCUGCAGGUGGCUGAUGUGGUGCUGGUCUCGCAGACUGUAGAAGACGGCUGGUGUGAAGGUGAGCGACUGCGUGACGGAGAAAGGGGUUGGUUCCUCGCAGAGUGUGCUGAACCAAUCACGUGUCAGGCCACCAUCGAGCGCAACAUGCAGAGGAUGGACCGCCUGCAGGGGUUGGAGACAAAUGUGUGAGCAGGACAAGCCAGCUGCUUAAACUGCGAGAGCUUUCUUCAGCUGCUGGUGACCCUUUGACACGCCAGUGACCUGCCUUUUUAAGCAGUGAACUCAGACAAAUGAGUUCAGUAACAGUAUCAGUGACCUGCCUUCAGGGACCAAGUGGGCCAGUAUGGAAGCUGUGUGGCUGCUGGACCUUUCACAGGUGGGAUAAAGAUGAAGCCAUAACUCAAACUUCUGCUCAGCGUCCACUAAAUAUCAGGAAUACCGUCUGACUUUCAAAGCAAAGACUGAAUUUAGAGCAAAUGCAUUGGAAGUACAGAGAUUUCCUUACUUACUGAUUGGUCCUUGUGUGGGUGUGAUGGUUUGACAGUGGGAUCUGUCACAUUCAUUAAUUCCCCCAGUUGGUUAGAAAAUUUCACACCCACAGCCAAAGUCACUGCUUUCAACACCCUGCUACAUAAUCACUGUCGUCGUCAAAUUUGUAAUUUUUUUUUUGCUUUCUUAGUGCAAGUGAUGUGCGAUGUAAUAAUUGAGACUACAAUUAUUAGUUAGACAGCAACCUGAUGUCAGGUCUGUUAAUGAGGCUCAGGCCAUGUGAUUUGGAGCUUUGCCAGUAACAAUGUAACUACGAAGAUGUUGUUUGUGAAAGUGAUAGUAAAGCAAGAGGCUGAGAUUGGCAGCUUCUUUACAGUGUGUGGGUUAGCGUAGUAAUUCUUAGCAAUGUUUCAGUAGCAUCUCAUGGCAAGUGAAACUAUUACAGUGAUAUUAAUAACAAAAUCCAAUAUGGUGUAUG
This is a messenger RNA of Toxotes jaculatrix (banded archerfish), 4187 nucleotides long. RefSeq names its product rho guanine nucleotide exchange factor 26-like. The record is from RefSeq and is a predicted model, not a curated record. Gene Ontology annotation, biological process: activation of GTPase activity. The transcript has 15 exons. Gene Ontology annotation, molecular function: guanyl-nucleotide exchange factor activity; protein binding. Bases 281 to 3409 code for a protein of 1042 amino acids. NCBI's taxonomy places the organism in Eukaryota, Metazoa, Chordata, Actinopteri, Toxotidae.